Messenger RNA from Diprion similis, 1965 nucleotides. Its product is annotated as glucose dehydrogenase [FAD, quinone]-like. The transcript has 3 exons. Lineage: Eukaryota; Metazoa; Arthropoda; Insecta; Hymenoptera; Diprionidae. Bases 1 to 1965 code for a protein of 654 amino acids. Gene Ontology annotation, molecular function: flavin adenine dinucleotide binding; oxidoreductase activity, acting on CH-OH group of donors. The record is from RefSeq and is a predicted model, not a curated record.
AUGGAUAUUGUACCUGACAGAAAUACACCUGUAACCCAACUGAUUGUUCAGUGGGCAUUUACCGGGAUUCGCUUAGCAUUAUCCCCCGGGGCAACAAUCGGGUACGUUGCAUUUUUCGAACUUCUGAUAUUGCUUUUGCGACCUGACAUUGUCGACAAGGAUAACAGAGUACGCAUCGUUCCAACGGAAGAGUUGCCAAGUCAGUUCGACUUUAUAAUAAUCGGCGCAGGAUCCGCAGGAGCUGUACUAGCUAACCGACUAACGGAAAAUACAAACUGGACUGUCUUGCUACUAGAAGCUGGAGGUGAUGAAAGAGUUAUCUCCGAUGUACCUGGAUUGAUGUAUAAUCUUGUGAACACUGAUAUGGAUUGGAAAUUCAAAACUGAACCUUCAUCGACCCAUUGUAAAGGCAUGGUCAACAAUCAAUGCAGCUGGACCAUAGGUAAAUCACUUGGAGGGAGCAGCAGCCUUAAUUACAUGCUAUACGUACGUGGAAACCGAAGAGAUUACGACAACUGGAGGGAUUUAGGAAAUCCUGAAUGGGGAUACGAUGACGUUUUACCGUAUUUCAAAAAAGCAGAAAAUAUCACGAUUCCCGGUCUCCGCGAGUCAUCGUAUCAUGGGACCUCUGGCCCUCUGACAGUUGAAAACACAAAGUCUCAGCACCCGAUACAAAGAUACUUUUUGAAAGGUAUAUCUGAAAUAGGCUACCAUGAGGUAGAUGUGAACGGUAAGACGCAAACUGGAUUUAACCGAGCGCAAACCACUACUAGAAACGGAUUGCGAUGCAGCACGGAGAAAGCUUAUCUGCGAUCCACAGCUGAUAGGAAAAACUUAUACAUCAGUACGAAUUCUCUGGUCAAUAAGAUUCUCAUUGAUGAAGCUACAAAAACAGCUUACGGUGUUGAAUUUGUCCGAGAAAACAUAAGGCGCAGCGUUCGUGCAAGAAAAGAAGUAAUACUCUCAGCUGGCGCUGUUCAAUCGCCUCAUCUGCUAAUGCUCUCAGGAAUUGGACCUAAAGAACACCUAGAAGAAGUUGGAGUAAAGGUUAUUCGUGACAGCCCAGGAGUCGGGCAAAAUCUUCAGGAUCAUGUUAUGACUGGUGGACUCACUUUUCUAAUUGAUCCACCAUAUAACACACCUACAACUCUAGCAGAAGUAUCGGAAUUUCUGGUUAAGAAAGAGGGUCAACUAUAUGGUCUAGGCUUCUGCGACGUACUGGGUUUCAUCAAUACCAGGUAUGCCAACAGUUCUAUCGAUUUCCCGGACCUCCAAUUAUAUCUUGGUUCAGGCGCUCAAAAUUCAAACGGUGACGUUGUGAAGAGUAUCGUUGGUCUCAGAGACGAGUUUUACGCAGCUUUAUUUUCGGGUAUAAUUGAUAAGGAAGCCUACAGUGUGACACCAGCGCUAAUACAUCCGAAAAGUAGAGGCUACAUCAAGCUGAGAGAUAAUAAUGUCGCACAACAGCCAAUCAUCGUUCCAAAUUAUUUCGACCACCCAGAUGAUCUGGAGGUUUUGGUGGAAGGAGUCUUUUUUGCUUACAAUCUCAGCCAAACCUCAGCUAUGAAGAAACUGAAUGCACGUAUCAACUCUAACACGAUCCCAGAGUGUGCUCAUUUAAAUUUUCCGUCACGUGAUUACUGGCGUUGCUACGCACGAUUUUUCACAUUGUCUAAUUAUCACUACGCUUCCACUUGUAAAAUGGGCCCUGCUGACGACAAAAUGGCUGUGGUAGACUCACGUCUGAGGGUUCACGGUGUGAGUGGUCUUCGAGUUGUUGAUGCUUCUGUUAUGCCAAUUAUUCCAUCCGGUAAUAUCAACGCACCAAUUAUUAUGAUCGCUGAAAAGGCAGCGGAUCUUAUCAAGAAAGAUCGGAACCCCAUCUUUUCUGGUGGAUGCAGGACUUCGAAUGUCAGAGCUUCGGAAAACAUCUUCCCUGAAUUUCAGAGCUACGCUGAGGCAUAG